This is a messenger RNA of Micropterus dolomieu (smallmouth bass), 2702 nucleotides long. RefSeq lists its product as uncharacterized. NCBI's taxonomy places the organism in Eukaryota, Metazoa, Chordata, Actinopteri, Centrarchiformes, Centrarchidae. Bases 137 to 2479 code for a protein of 780 amino acids. The record is from RefSeq and is a predicted model, not a curated record. The transcript has 3 exons.
CCUAAUGCUUUAAAAAACAACAACGUUUAUUGUGACUACAGCAAUCUCCUGAGGUGAAAUUCAACAUUUCGUUGAUUUUUCCCGUCCACCACGACCGUUUGUCUCCUCCCGUGAACUUCGUGGCUGGACAGUGUUGAUGAAGAUGAUGGAGGACAGCGGUGAAAUAAAAACAGCUGUGACUCGGAGCACCUCCGACCCCGACUCGGUGCUUUUACCAAAAUCCCGUUAUGAGCGACGGGCAGCGGCGUUGCGGUUUGUGGCAGAGACGGUGCUAAGCGAGGAGGAGGAGGAUGAAGAGGAAGAUCUCUGCGCUGACAUCCUCUCCUGCUUUAUUAACAACCUGGAGGACCGACAGUGGGAGAGCAUACGGGAGAGGAUGAGAGAACCACUGACACAGGCUCACCUGACCCAGGUGUCGAAGAGGAUCAUCAAAGUGGUGUCCGAGCUGGUCUUCCAGCUGCUGGUCCCGGCCCUGGUGGUCCGUCUGCAGGCUGAAGACUUUUCAGAAGCUUCAACCGGCAAAUCCUGCAAGUUGCGUAGCCAAAGUGCGGAAGAGACUCAGACCAAAGACAGCAGAUCCUCCCCUGAGAUGCUGAGACCCUUCACUGAAGAUCCUCUCCAGAAGUAUUUUGGAGUCAAUGACGACGACGAAUCAUUGGGCAGCUCUGCCUCCCAGGUAUCUGCCAGGAGCUCGCCGGAGGUAAUGCAGCAGGUGAACCAGGGUCUGUCUGUGCCUGCUGUCUACACCCCUCCUAUUGAAAGCUCUGCUCAAGUGAGUGCAGAGCAGGCCCAGGAACAAUCCUUAAGAUCUGCAGGCGGGGCCCUCACUGAGGAGGCUUCAUGGCAGGACAUCGAACAGUUUUUGGAGCCGGCAACAGAGGAGGUGAUAACGACUCUUAUUAAAAGCUUGGACUCCUGUCAAGAGAAGACUGAAGCAGGCGUGAAGACAGAAAGCACUGCUAGGAAAAUCCUACAACACCUGGUCAUCAAAAUGAGGCACUCAAAAAGGACCAUAGAAGAGACAAAAGACAGGUGUUUGGAUAAGUUUGACCUGAAUAGUUUGGAUGAAUUUGGAAUGGGUUACUGUUGCUGCUGCUGGUACCUGCACGAGAAACUUCCGAGCUGCAUCAGCAAAGUAAGAGCAGCCUUUGGAAAGAGCCAAAAGGAUGAAACACCACAGGAGGCAAGCCCUGAAGUCAGAGAUGGAUUACCUCUUCAGGGCGGGGCGAUAACUUAUCCGAUGACUCUGUCCUCUCAGGAGGUCGUCAAAGACCUUUCAUGCAGGAGGUUUCGUCGUACCAGCCAGAAUGAACUGAGGGAAUUCCUCAUGAGGUCCCUGCUCAAGUUUUCCUUGCAGAGCUUCAGGUUACUGACCACUCAUCCUAUACCCUAUAAGGCCUCCCUGGACCCUCUGGCCUCAGAGAUGCUUGAUACUGUAGUCGACAGUGUAAAACAACUGUGCCAGCCACAGCCAAGGAAAUUUACCUUCCCAUGGCAACGGAGUGAAAACACCACAGUGUUUGAGGACCAAGUAGCCUCCACAGCACUGAUGCUAAAACUCAACUUGCAGGAGAAACUGCGGAAUUUUUUAAACUUCUACAGAGAGGCAUUGGAAAAACUAAAGGAGGGUGAAAAGGAAAUUGAAAGGGGGGCUAGCAUUCUAUCCAGCAAGAGUGACAAGGGAGCUGAGGACAUCCAGGAGAGCGGUGUUAUGAAGAGCAUCCACAGCACAGCGACUAGUCCAUGUGAAUCCAGCGUCAAGAGCAUGACAGGUGUGGUGAGGUCUUUCCUGGAUGACACAGAGCAGUCAUUAAAACAAGAUGGUAGCAGGGUCCAAAGCGGUGAUGCAGCACUGACUGGACUGGAAGAGCUGAUCAGCCAGGACAAGCUGUCCACCUUCUCUAAGAUGCUGGCUGACAAGCUCACUAGCAUGUUUCACCAACAGCAGUUGAGCCUGACUGAGUCGCUAUAUGGAAGCAGGAGGGCUUGGUCUGAUUCAGAACUCUGCCGGCCGACAAGAUGUCGUAUUGAUUUCAUUAAGCCCUCUGAACAGGUGUACUUAUUUGUUGAGGAGGCUGUGAAACGCCUGCUGUCAUCGCUCAUCUUCCCUCCGCCAUCCUGGGGAAUGGGUCACAUGAUCCAAGUCCAAAGCGGCGCCUCAUCUGCUGCUAAAUGGGCAGAGUCAGUCAAGAAGUAUGAGGUUGUCAUCAGUGUCUACAGUCAACUGAUGGCCGACCAGGUGAUGGGAAGCAUCAGCAAAAUGCCUGCUGCCUCCAGGCUCCAGCAGGAAGUGGGAGGUCAACAGUCUGUGGACACCAAGGGCAAGGACACCGAAGAUGAGGGAUGUUCUCCAGAUAAAGUACUUGAGCCAAAAACAAAGAACGUCAUCAUCCAUUUCUUCCAGGAACUUCCAAACAACAUCAGGAGGAGACGGAGGUCACUCACCAAAGAAGGCCUACAGAGGACGACAGACAAGUAAUUUUAACAAUCAUUACCAAAGACUUCCCCCUUCACCCUAACCCCCAAACCCCAAACUCCACUCACACAGUCCUAUACCCUCAUCCCAACCUUCAUCAUCCCCCCAUCCUCCCACCGGAGUAAUUGUUGAAAUUACUUGCCAGCUACACCCCCAUAUAGCCCAGCUGGCCCUAACUCAUCUGUGGAAAAGCACCACAUUGCAAAUAAAGAUAGAAAGAAAUUAA